Messenger RNA from Aspergillus caelatus, 1425 nucleotides. RefSeq lists its product as uncharacterized. Bases 1 to 1425 code for a protein of 474 amino acids. Lineage: Eukaryota; Fungi; Ascomycota; Eurotiomycetes; Eurotiales; Aspergillaceae. The transcript has 6 exons. The record is from RefSeq and is a predicted model, not a curated record.
AUGGCAAGUCCGUUUGAAUUCAGCUCAAAAGUCACCGGCGUUAUCCAUAGUGUAUUCGAGUCCUUCUUGGAGAGAAACACUGCUCAUAUCCUAGAUGAGAGUCACCACGCUCCCCUGUCAAAGGAUCAGGAUGAUAUCGUGACCUCUAUAAAUAGCCCCUCCACGGUUUGUUUUGUCUCCCUCUCCCCCGUUCUCUCUCUUAACCAUUCACUCUCACUCUCUCUCGCCCUCUUCCCUCUUCUCUGUCUUCGUCCAGCAAACACCGCCUCCAAUCCCAGCUCAUCUUCCGCUGGCUACAAGACUCCUCCCGUCUUUCACACUCAAAGUCCCUCUCCCUCACUCCCAUCCUCCUACCAUUCUAAUAUUAACGACGCGCAUAUCUCAUCUGGUCAAAAGCCCAUCACAAAGAUGUAUCCUAUCGCCGAUGUCGAUGACACGGCAGGGUUUAUGGCCGCUGCCAGGGCUUUGAAGCUCGACCCAAAUGCUUACAGGAAGGCAUCCUCUGUGGUUGCUGCUUCUGAGGACGCAUCCAGCGAGCAUGGCAGCCUCUCAAAGACUCAUGAUGACUUCGCCAAAACCCCUACCGCUGCUGAUGAUUUUGUGUUCACCUCCACUCCUAAAGAGCCCAAUACUCCUGAGUUUCAGGUCAAUGUCGAUGCCAAUUUUACUGGCCCGGGCAAUGACAGCACACUCGCCAGCUUUGUUACAGAGCCCAUGCCUCUCGAGGUCGUUGAACAGUCCAGCGCGUCCGAGUUCGUCUCGGCUGACACCUUUGCUACCACUUCCCAUGUUUCUGUCGAGGGAAAAGAGGACCGUGAGCACCAGACCACAUUUGAGACCUGGGGUACUCCAGAGUUCCGUGACAAACCCGCUGCUCGCGUCAGACGUGUUCUCAUCAGGGGGUUGCCCUCUGCCUGGAAGACUCCUGCAAGGGUCCUAUCCUUGAUUCACAGCGGUACUAUUGAGAGUAUUUCUGUGACUUCAUCUGGCACUGCCCAGAUUCUGUUCUGUGACCCCGAAGCAUGCAAAGCUUUCUACGAUAAGUACCCCAACGGCAUCGAUCUUGAUAAAGAAAGAAAAGUCACUGUCUUCGUGGAGAUGGGGAGAGAAGUCGACGUUGUCAGUUCUCAGCUAUCUUUCAGUCUGUCCACUGGUGCCACUCGUGCUGUCCGUGCUGUUGGUGUUGACCUCGAUAUUACCAUGCGCCAGCUUUCUGACUUGGCCGCCGGCAAUCAUCGUAAGGUUGAAAAGAUCCUGGACAGCUACGUUCCUGGGGAGGCACGCAACGUUAUCUUCCGUUUCUGUAGCAUCGAUGAUGCAGUUCGGUUCCGUGCCGUGCUUGUCCGCAACGAAUCCUGGGAACAGUGCAACAUCCAGUAUGCUGCUGAUCCAUGCGAACUUGCUACCGGCUAUCACACCAACUGA